GGUAAAAAACCAAUAUAUACACCUCAACCGAUUCGGUAGGCUAACCGAUUCUAAUUGCAUACAUUUAGGGGCCGAACAUUUCAAAAUUUGGCCGUUAAAUAACCAGUGGAAUGAACAAGAACCUUAAACAUGAGAUUAAAUCAAUUUAUGGUGCGAAAAACUACCCAAAUAUUAUCUUUCGACAGUGAAAAUGUAAUGGCAUCUUCCUUCCCUCUUCCGUAGUAGCACUAUUUAACGUUUAUAAUGUAUUUUUCAAAGAUAUUUAACUGAAAAGGUGUGUAUGGUUUUGGGACAAUUAUUAUGUCUAAAUCAUCUUUUAUCCAUCUGGAAGGGACGGGGGAAGGUACAAGCGAUGUACUAGGUAUGUACUCGCUCCCUCCCCCACCCCUCCUGCACUUUCCACAUGUAUUUCUGUGUCCGGCUCAUUCUAUGGUUAUCUAACGGCAAAAUUUUGAAAUGGAUAACCGCCAAAAUUAUUUGAAUCGGUUGAGGUGUAUGUUUUGGUUUUUUACCUGAACGGCAUAGUAAUAAGAAUAAGCGAGUAAAGUUUGCAUUCGAGUAAAAAUAGUAAGGAUGUGAUGUCAUGAGGCCGAUCUCGUGUGGAAAAUAAUCUAACUAGCUGAUUUUCUGAGUUACGCCGGGAUAAGAAAUUGAAGCUGUUGAAUGGAAAAAGGCUGUUAAAUACUUCAUUACGCUAUACUAUAUUCUGUCCCCUGACGACAAAAGUUUUCAUUCGAAGUAGCAUAUCAAUCCAGUGGAGGAAUCUACUAUUUCCCAAGAAUGGCAGUGCUUAUGAAAGCGGCCAAGUGCCCAACCGAUGAGCUAUCGCUCAAGAAUAGGGCCAUCGUCAGCGGUUCCGAUUUCGGUCCCGAUAUCAAGUACAUCGAUGUGUCGACGGCACCGGGUCAGCAUUUUAUUUUCUCCACCGAGCGUACGAUGGCAGGUGAAAUCAACCCCGGAUGUAUCGGGUUUUCACUGUUGCAGCGUAAAUGGGCUACGCUAUCGAUCAACCAGGAUAUCAGCAUUAAGCCGUUCCAUUUUGAGCGAUCGUCCGAGGUUCUCUGCAGCAUCGCGCUGGAAGUUGACUUCCUACAGAAGAAAACUGUUACCCACGAACCGUACGAUAGCGAUCAAAUGGCAAAGGAUUUCCUGCUACAGUUUGCCGGUUUAGCGGUUACGGUUGGUCAGCCGCUUGUAUUUAACUUUCAGGACAAGAAGCUGCUUUGCCUGGCGGUAAAAACGUUGGAAGUGAUCGACGCGGCGGCAAUGGCUGCCGGAGGAAAUGGUGGAGGAGCCGGUGGUUCGACCGAACCGAAACGCGUCAACUUUGGCCGUCUGCUAGCGAACACAGUCGUUACUUUCGAGAAGGCCGAAGGAUCGGGACUGAAUCUUGUCGGACGGUCGAAGGGGCGCACAACCGCCGUUCGCCAGUCGAUCAUCAAUCCGGAUUGGGACUUCGGACGAAUGGGCAUCGGUGGUCUGGACCGCGAGUUCAACGCAAUCUUUCGGCGUGCAUUCGCAUCACGCGUCUUCCCGCCGGAGGUCGUCGAGCAGCUUGGUUGUAAGCACGUGAAGGGUAUACUGUUGUACGGACCGCCCGGUACCGGUAAAACAUUGAUGGCCCGUCAAAUCGGUACGAUGUUGAACGCACGUGAACCUAAGAUCGUUAACGGACCCCAGAUAUUGGAUAAAUACGUAGGCGAGUCGGAAGCUAAUGUUCGGCGACUGUUCGCUGAUGCCGAAGAGGAAGAGAAACGACUUGGGCCAGCCAGUGGUUUGCACAUCAUUAUCUUUGAUGAGAUCGAUGCUAUUUGCAAGGCUCGCGGUUCUGUUGGUGGAAACUCAGGUGUUCACGAUACCGUAGUGAAUCAGCUGCUGGCUAAGAUCGAUGGUGUUGAGCAGCUGAACAACAUUCUCGUGAUCGGUAUGACAAACAGACGGGACAUGAUCGAUGAGGCACUGUUGCGUCCUGGUCGGCUGGAGGUGCAGAUGGAGAUCAGUCUUCCGAACGAGGAUGGUCGCGUGCAGAUUUUGCGCAUCCACACGCGCCGCAUGAAGGAGUUCAAGAAACUGAACCCGGACGUCGAUCUUGCGGAGCUGGGACAGAUGACAAAGAAUUUUAGCGGUGCCGAGCUGGAGGGUCUGGUACGUGCGGCACAAUCGACUGCCAUGAAUCGGCUAAUCAAGGCAGCCUCUAAGGUUGAAGUGGACCCGGCUGCCAUGGAAAAGCUGAUGGUAACCCGCGAGGACUUUUUGCAUGCAUUCGAGAACGAUAUUAAACCGGCUUUCGGCACGGCCGCGGAAGCCCUUGAGAACUACCUGACCCGAGGUAUUAUUAACUGGGGUCUACCAGUGGCACACCUGCUGGAAGAUGGAGCACUGUAUACAGAGCAGGCACGAGGUGCCGAAGGUUCUGGUCUCGUCUCGGUACUGCUUGAGGGCCCACCGAACGCAGGCAAAACGGCAUUGGCGGCCAAGCUCGCUAAACUGUCCGAUUUUCCCUUCGUCAAGGUGUGCAGCCCCGAUGAAAUGGUUGGCUUUACGGAGAGUGCCAAAUGUUUGCAAAUUAGAAAGUAUUUCGACGAUGCAUAUCGUUCGACUUACAGCUGCAUUCUAGUCGACAACAUUGAGCGUCUCCUCGACUACGGUCCGAUCGGUCCUCGUUACUCUAACCUGACGCUGCAAGCGUUGCUAGUACUGCUGAAGAAACCGCCACCAAAGGGCAAGAAGCUACUUAUUCUCUGCACCACGAGUCGGCGUCAAGUGCUGGAGGACAUGGAAAUGUUGUCCGCGUUCACUGCGGUACUACACGUACCGAAUCUAUCGACUGCCGAGCAUCUGGUGGCCGUGUUGGAGCAGGAACCGGACGUUUUCGGUCGCAAUGAGUUGGCCGCUAUCUACAAGCGCGUCAAGGGACGUCGAAUCUUCGUUGGUAUCAAAAAGCUGCUCGACCUGAUUGAUCUAGCUCGCCAGAUGGACCCUCAGGUGCGGAUGAUGAAGUUCUUAUCCAAGCUUGAAGAAGAGGGCGCCAUCGAAGAUGCAACGGUCGCCAAGUAAGGGGUGGAAAAGAAAACUAAGCAACUCUUGUCAAACGCAACGCGAACUUAAAUCGCUCGCACUUUUACGGAUUAUACUGGGUUUGUGAUUUUGAUUUUUACAUUUCCGCAUAUUCGAAAAGUGCUCGAAUCAGCUCAGAAGUAGCUUGAAAAGCCAAUUGACUCGUUACUUUACUCUUGUAAAUCGGAUCACCACGUACCUGCCUUUAAGUUUGCUCCUUGUUUAAAGUUGUUUGUCACGGUGUGUUUUUGUGCGCUAUAUCAGUGUAGUAGCGAUGAGUAACAUUAGCAACCCACCGUGGGCGUGGGUUAAAAUAAUCUCGCAGGACUUGAGUGUACACGGUCAACGAACCAGUACAUUUUGCUUUCUACAUCCGUUAACUGUUGUUGUAGUCAAACUGACGUUAUUGUACUAUUUUGCAUUUGUUGAUAAUUUUUGGCCUAUAUCGGGGGAGGGGGCCGAAAGCAAAAACGGAAUGUAGUUCGCUUGCUAGUUGAUUUAGGUGUACGCUGCAUGGUGACCGGAAGCGAGAGAGAGAGAGAGAGAGUAUCAAUUAUAUUGCACCAUAACAUACUGCUAUACAAAGUAUCGCGCAAUUUACUGCUUGAAGAUUAUAAUGGACAAUUACUAUUACACAAGAAGUUAUGUAAAAACUGAGACGAAAGGGGACACGAAAACUAUUCAGCGAUAACCCGGCAAGAAGACACGAGAAUGCAUCCAAAGUAUUACCCUCAAUCAUAGUAUCGUUAUUGGGUGAAAGUUAAAUUGAGAGAAUAUAAAAGAGUAUGCAAAACGUUAAAAUACAACAAUUUACAAAUCACUAGCGAACACUAUGGACGCGUAACAGUAGCGGAACUAAAAGGAAGUAAUAAACUAAAAGUAACAUACGAUACAUUCCAUUUGUUUGUGGUUGCAGUCAAACAAAUGCAGCUAGUUCUUGAGCACGUAGGCUGCGCACUAGAAGCAACAUAGCAAGCGCGUCAGUAAUGUUACACAUUGGACAGGGCACGCUAAAGAACGCAGUGCCCUUCAAUAGCUCAAGGAAGAAAUCGACUGUUAAUGAUGAAUAUUACCCGUUUUCCCGCGUAGUUCAGGAGUGUAUGCCAUUAGACAGCAUCAAGUAAAGAAAUUUCCUUAAUAAUUCGAGGAAAUUAAGGCUUAAAAAAGGAUACCUUAUCUUAUAGCGAUAGUGUGUCACCAUUGCCACCGAACCCCGUCCCUCUGAAAUGAUCUCGUGCUGAGAAUUGCAAGGUGUGUAAGGAAAAACCCAGAAAGCAUUCGAAGCUGCUAUUCUAAUAUCACUUCAAGCCUCAAGAUCAAUUACACUCACUAACGGGAAUGAGCAUUGACGGUUAACGAAUGAUACUAUCUCUACCUAUCUAGCUUGAUGUUGUGUUAAUAUAAUAACAAUAAAAUGACACGCGAUUGGUAA
Molecule: messenger RNA, 4489 nt
Organism: Anopheles darlingi
Lineage: Eukaryota; Metazoa; Arthropoda; Insecta; Diptera; Culicidae
Product: vesicle-fusing ATPase 1-like
Exons: 10
Coding region: 781-3057 (758 amino acids)
Biological process (GO): SNARE complex disassembly; intra-Golgi vesicle-mediated transport; Golgi to plasma membrane protein transport
Cellular component (GO): Golgi stack
Molecular function (GO): ATP binding; ATP hydrolysis activity
Source: RefSeq, a predicted model, not a curated record